AAUUUUUGUGUAAUAUAUGCUUUUCUGAAUCAAAAAUAGAAGAUAUGGUUUUCCCAACAUAAAAAUCUUGCAAUCAUAUUUUCUGUAAUACCUGUAUUUAAUAAUAUUUGAAAAACUUAAUUUAAUAAAAUUAAAUCUUAAAUAUAUCAUGUCCUCAAUACGGAUGUGAAUAAAAAUUAAAUGAAAAAGAUAUAAAAAGAUGUCUUUAAAACGAAGAAUUUUUUUAAAAAUAUAUUAAAUUCAAAUAAAUAAUGUAACUUAAUUCAGAUCCAGAUAUAAGAUGGUGUAUUGGCAUUGGUUGUGAAAAUCCUAUAAAAGGAGAAAAAGGCUAAAUUUAAUUAACUUGUAAUAAAUGUGGUUUAUAAAUGUGUUAUUUUUGUACAAAUUUAUGGCAUGAAGAUUUAGAUUGUGAAAGUGCAAUAGAUUCUGAAUACAAGAUAAUUAUAUAGAAAUUUUAAGUUAAAAAUUGUCCUUAAUGCUUAUCUCGUAUAUAAAAAUCAGAAGGAUGUAAUCAUAUGAAAUGUCCUAGAUGUAGUCAUUAGUUUUGUUGGCUCUGUUUGAAAAAAUAUACCACAAGUCAUUAUAAUUAAUCGAAUAUUUUUGGAUGUCCGGGAUUGUAAUUUGCAUAGGUUAUUCCAUAUUUGCAUAUUUAUAAGGUUAUUCUUUAUUAUUUAUUGACUUAUUUUGGCUUUUUUUUACAUUGGGCUGGAUUUAUGUUAGUUUUACCCUUAUUGUGUGUGAUUUUUGGGUUAGGAAUUCUUAAUUUUUUGUAUUUUUAUUUAAAGCAUAAAUCAUAUACGGGAUAUAUUUGUUCGGAUAUUUUAAGUUUUAAGGAAAUAUUUAAGUUUUUUUUUAUAUUAAUAAUUAGUGUUUUAACAAUACCUAUAAAUUUAUGUAUUCUAUUAAUGUUAGGUUUUUUUUUGCUUAUUAAGAAAAUAUUUUUGAAAUGA
Ichthyophthirius multifiliis is the source of this 950-nucleotide messenger RNA. Its product is annotated as ibr domain protein. The record is from RefSeq and is a predicted model, not a curated record. The transcript is spliced from 2 exons. Gene Ontology annotation, biological process: protein polyubiquitination; positive regulation of proteasomal ubiquitin-dependent protein catabolic process; ubiquitin-dependent protein catabolic process. NCBI's taxonomy places the organism in Eukaryota, Ciliophora, Oligohymenophorea, Hymenostomatida. Gene Ontology annotation, cellular component: cytoplasm; ubiquitin ligase complex. The annotation marks the transcript as partial. Gene Ontology annotation, molecular function: ubiquitin protein ligase activity; zinc ion binding; ubiquitin conjugating enzyme binding.